Messenger RNA from Malaya genurostris, 4781 nucleotides. RefSeq names its product glutamate receptor-interacting protein 1 (gene Grip). Bases 1148 to 4372 code for a protein of 1074 amino acids. Lineage: Eukaryota; Metazoa; Arthropoda; Insecta; Diptera; Culicidae. Gene Ontology annotation, biological process: neurotransmitter receptor transport, endosome to postsynaptic membrane. Gene Ontology annotation, molecular function: protein binding. The transcript is spliced from 10 exons. The record is from RefSeq and is a predicted model, not a curated record.
UUGGAUACGGCGCUACUUUCGGCGGUGUGCUAGCUACGGUUCUCUCAUAUCAUUUUCGGUACUUGGUUACUGUUGACGUUUUUCGGGGCGACAGGCGGUUGCGGUCUAUACGGGUUUGUAGUUGUGCACACUGCGUCUCACACAAACCUAAACGUCGUGUUUCGCUCCUCUCGCCCGAAGAAAACUUGACGCGAGAUGCGUAGUAUGGGGAGCAUGGCCAAUCGGGGAGUUAAUUAACGUCCAAAUAAAAGUUCGUUGGAAAACCCGUACUCAGAAGUGAUCAAAAAAUAAAAAAAAAACACUCCGCAAUCUUGACGGUUUUUACCGCACCAGAGGAAUUAUGAAAUCGCCUUUCCCCAUGGUCUCAGUGACGACAGUGGGACUGCUUGAGGAGGGGACUGGUACCACAGAGGGGUGUGCGGUGUUCACUAGCGAAGGCGGCCACGAUUGAAGCGCAGUGAUUUUUCUUCUAUCGGGAAGGGUCUUAAAAAUAGAUUUUCGGCGCUUGGAAAAUUAUGUGAAAACAUCACGGGACAGAGGGAGCAGAUGAAAUAAGAAAAAAAAAACUACAAACCAUCCAAGACGGCGGUGAGCAAGUUUGCGCAUCUAGCUGCCAAACACGGCCCAGUCUGUCAGUCAGUCCUUGACUGGUGAAUGGACCGAGCUUCAACGGUUUACGGGGCCAAUAUGUUGUUUGCAGGACUUUACGUUGGUAAAACAAAUUUCGUUGUUCCGUUCAGUUCAUUCAGCUUAUAGUAAAGUGGCCUACGACUGGCGAAACCCGACGGCGAGUGGUGGGCAGCAUGGCGACGGAAAUCAGCAAAAACUCGGUGUAAUUUCAACCCGACCCGACGACCAAGUGGGUGGAAUUUCAUAACAAUCAGUGGAGAUGUGUCACUUGUGCAGUGUUUGAAUUAGUGCUCAUAAAACAAAAGUGGUAAUUAUACUUUUCGAGGGGCUCAAUUGGUGACGGAUUGAUUUUUCAUCUGGCGUCGGUGGUCUGCGUGUUUACCAAAAUAUACCAAAGCAAACAGAAGGAAAAGUGAAAAACCAGACAAAUCAGAAUAAAAAGUUAUUUUCCCACGGUUCAGAAUUUGAAAAAAACAAAAAAUUGGUGCCAAAACGAAAUAGCAAAAGAUAAACGACGAUGAAGCUGUGGAAAUCGAAGAAAAGUUCUUCCGGUGGCAUCGGAACAAGCUGUGUGCCAUCUGGCGGUGGUGGUGGGGGAAAGGGUGUUAGCGCACUAUCGAAAAGCUGCAAUUUCAAUGGCCACAGCAGUAGCAGCAACAACAGCUUCGAAGAUAAUAGCGUCGAGACAUCGUUCAUCAACCCCACGGCGGUUGCGGCGGUUGGAAACGGAACGUCGCCAGUAACGACUACGGCCGGAACGCCGUCGGCUGGUCUGCUGCAGUCGUCCGGGGGGCACAACACUGGCAGCAUCAUGUCGGCUAUCGAUCGUGCCAUGAGCCCGGCCCAGUCCGAGGACUCUGGAUUGGCAGCGGACCGGGGAACCACCUACGCUACGAUCUCAAUUCCACGUGACCAGGGCCAACCGCUGGGGAUUGUACUGUCAGAACGGAUCGAUCUCUCCUAUCCACCGGUGGUGGAAUCCAUCAACGGACCAGCGGCAGAUCUACUUGCACCGGGCGAUCGAAUUCAUCAGAUCGACGGCAUUUCGACGAUCGGUCUGACCAAUCAGCAUUUAUUCAACAUUCUGGCUCACGGCGAUGGACCUGCGGUGAUUGAAAUCGAGUAUUCGUUCCCGGAGUACAUUUCACAGAACAGCCUGUGCGUGACUACGAAGCUGGCACAGAUAACCGUGGAACGGGAAAAUGGCUGCCUGGGACUGACGUUACGCGGUGGUGGCGAAUAUCCGCUGGUCGUGACGAACGUGCGAAUGCUCGGCCCGGUGUUCAAGACGGGACAAAUAAAACCGGGUGAUCGAGUGCUGCGAGUCGAUAAUGUUUCGCUUGUCAACAAAACCCUCUCGGAGGCACAGCACAUUCUCAAGAAUGGACACAUGUCCGGUUACACGAAUUUGACCAUCGAGUAUGAUGUGUCGGUAAUGCAGAGUGUGGAAUUUAGCAUGGGACCGCUGCUGUUGGAAAUCGAACGACCGAUGAAUGAAAAGCUUGGAUUGAUUUUGAGCAAUUAUUCCAGUGCGGUGAAUCAGGGAGAGAUCUAUCACAAGUUAGAUGAAGUGCAACCGGCCGGAAUCUACAUUGCCAGCAUUCUACCGGCCAGUAUCGCGGAUCGUUGUGGUGCUUUGUCGGUAGGCGAUCAAAUUCUAUCCGUGGAUGAAACGAUCGUGGAAAACAGUGCCUACUCGCCGGAGGAAGUCACAUCCCUGAUGGAUGCAAACUGUACCAAAGGGUACACUCAGCUGCAAAUUCUUCCGGCUCACACACUAGUCAGAAGGAGAGGCAUCUCCUGUUCCAGUCCAAAGUAUGGUUUCAACACGGUGGAUUCCCGCAAAAAUUUGGCGGCCAAUAAGAAUCGUCGUCUAGUUCGGAAAAGUUCGCUCCCACAACCGGCGGAGAACGGAACACUGCAUCCGAAUAUGGGCCUAUGCAAAGCGGAAACCAUUCAGCUGGUGUUGGAUUGCUCCCAAGGAUCCGGAAUUUGUCUCGGUCCCAAAACCCCCUGCGGAAGGGGAUAUAUUAUCGCACAGAUUCUACCGGACUCCGUAGCCGAACGUUCCGGAAGUCUACAGAAAGGUGAUCGCAUCUUGGCCGUUAAUAAGAUGUGUAACCUGGACGCCGGCACGAUUCGGCAGUUGUUGGGUGAUUUCGGUCCGAAAACGGCAGCCAAUCAUUACCAUAAUCAACCGCAGACUACGAACUGGGUUGAGUUGGAACUGGAAUUCGACAUGGCGGACAGUGUGAUACCGUCCAGUGGAGUUUUCAAUAUAAAACUGAUAAGACAGAACAAGUGUGGCUUGGGAAUUACAGUGAGUGGAAACAAUCACGGAUCGUUUGUUAUAUCGGAGGUUAAACCGGGCAGUGCCGCCCAUCGUACCGGUUCGCUAAGAGCCGGCGAUGUGCUGUUGGCAGUGGACAAUCACCCAGUACAGCACUAUAAUCUUGAUCUGUUGCUUAAGGAGAGUAAGAACGACUACAUCACGUUGACGGUGAAACGGAACUCAUUGCCAGACUUUUUGUUUGAUGCCCAGCAGAAAACUAACAUGAUCUACGGUAGCACGGAGGAUAACGCCUAUAUUUACGGAAAUCGGUACAACGAAUCACCGACGCUACAAUCGAACAACAACGUGGACUACUUUCAGAUAGAAGAUCAUCUUCAACACCAACAGCAGCUACUGCAGCAGCAGCAACAACAGCAACAGUUACGAAGGCCAAUGUGGAAUCAACCGACACCGUACGACAUCCUGCCCGGAUCGGGAAAUCUAAUGACCCAAAGUACGGGAACACUGAAAGCAGUUCACCAGCCGUCACAGCAACAGAAACAGUCAAAUUCGGCCAGCGCAGAACACCUUCCACAUCCUUCCAGCCAAAUGGUUAAUGGCGACGGGGAGUUAUGCGGCGAGGAUCGCUACGAUGACAUUGUCCACUACAAGAUGGCAUCGAUGAACAUCAACAGUAACAAUUACGUGGGUUUGGCAAACGUUGCUGUUGCUGGUGCUGGUGGUACGGGAACUGCCGGUGGUGGGAACAGUUCAGGAGAUCAACAGAUACAGCAGUUGAUUUUCAACGUGCGAUUGGAGCCAAAAGGAGGACCACUCGGAAUUACACUGGCUGGAAGCGAUGAUCUGCAAAAACCGAUUAAAAUCAGUGCUCUGACUGAGGGCGGGAUUGCUCACAACAACGGUCAGUUGAAGGUAGGCGACUGUUUGCUGGCAAUCAAUGGGGAAAGUGUUUGCGGAGUUCCGCUGACGACGGCCACAAAAUUACUGCAUAAAUUCGAGAACGUGGUGGACCUGCAAAUAUCUCGUACGGAAUGUUUGGUUGGAGCAUGCGAGUCACGACCGGGCCAUAACGGAGAAGCUCAGACGCAGGCAUUGUAUGCAAAAGUUCAGCGAAGGCCAAGAAGUCCGUCGAUAACGGAUGCUUUGUCCACCAACUCAAACUCCAGCUCCGGAAACUGUCGGACGUUGCACGUAACGUUGUUCAAGGAUCGUGUGUACGACGACUACGGUUUCUCGGUGUCGGACGGGUUGUACGAACGAGGAGUCUACAUCAACCGAAUCCGAUCGGGGGGACCUGCCGAUCUGGUCGGAAUGCUGCGGCCAUUCGACAGAAUUGUACAGGUUAACGGAACCAAAACCCACGACUUCGACUGCUGUCUGACGGUGCCUUUGAUAGCAGCUGCGGGCGAUAAGAUAGACCUGGUCUUGCAGCGACCUCUGCCGGAAUGACCCCGCUUACUGGCUGCCAUCUGGAGUGCUAUAAUGACAUACGCCAAUAAAUAAGAGUAUCCAUCAAGUGCCAUUUCCAAUAUACAAUAAAAAAAAAUAAGCGUCUGCGGAAACUUAUUCGUCAGAACCCGUCUACAGAAACGAUUUCUCCCUUUAACAUAACAUCGAACCCCUGUUCUACUCGCAAGCAAUCUCCGACUUGCAUUCCUGCUCCAAUUCCUAAUAAUACUCGACGUAUUUAUUAUUUAUAAUAUUUAAAACCGACUUUCUCUGAACGUUACAUUAAACUGCAAUCAUAUAUUACAAUCCACUGAAGUUUGUAGGACAAUAAAAUAGUUAGCGGAAAAUUUCUUCUUCCACUUUUCUAACGUCAUCUUUAGGGCUUGUCUACAAUACAAAACAAUUUUUA